AUGAGGAGCGGGAGGCUCACUCAAUACAUCAAGGAGACGGGCAGACCCGGCGCUUCGUGGCAUAAUCCUGCUUCUGCCCCCGCUCCACAAGCAUCAGACCCCGUGCACAUAGCCUCUGACAGCACCGAGGAGCCUCUUAAGCAAGUCCCUAUGAUCCACGGGAUCAUAGAACUCACUGACAAUCAAGAGCAUAUCACCAAAAUCCAUAAAAGGAUGGAAGAACGAGUGAAGCGAUACAAAUCAUUAGGCCAUGUGGCCAAUCUUGUCACUUCAGAAGACAGAAGCUGCCCAACCUCUGCAAUCACCUUCACCGAUGACGACUUGAAGGGCGUACACCUACCCCAUGAUGAUCCACUCGUCAUUUACCUACAGGUUGACCAUUGCCAACUGGGCAGAGUUCUGAUCGACAGGGGCAGUGGGGUCGACAUCCUCUUCUGGGAAGCCUUCCAGAAGAUGGGGCUAGAGGAGAAUCAGAUCCGGCCCUCCACCAUGCCCAUUUUGGGAUUCAACAACCAAAGAGUAUAUCCGAAGGGCGUCGUUCGAUUAACUGUGGUGGCCGCAGAACGCGCCCUGCCAGUAGACUUUCUCAUUAUAGAUUCCACCACAAGCUACAACGCCAUCAUGGGGAGAAAUUGGAUCCACCAGAUGCAGGGGGUAGUCUCAACUCUACAUCAGGUGAUGCGAUGUCAAUCACUCAACGGGCGCUACACCGUCGACAUCAAGGGCUGCCAGAAGCAGGCCAAAAAGGGCUUCCUUACCUUGAAAGAAAUAAAUAGCUCUGGCACUGCUUCCCAUAACAACUUCCCUGACAAAUAG
Molecule: messenger RNA, 816 nt
Organism: Humulus lupulus (European hop)
Lineage: Eukaryota; Viridiplantae; Streptophyta; Magnoliopsida; Rosales; Cannabaceae
Exons: 1
Coding region: 1-816 (271 amino acids)
Source: RefSeq, a predicted model, not a curated record